Molecule: messenger RNA, 2364 nt
Organism: Serpula lacrymans var. lacrymans S7.9
Lineage: Eukaryota; Fungi; Basidiomycota; Agaricomycetes; Boletales; Serpulaceae
Exons: 12
Coding region: 1-2364 (787 amino acids)
Source: RefSeq, a predicted model, not a curated record
AUGUCGGUAUCACUUUUGCGACACCAUAUUCUUUUUAAAUCUUUAUGUACUGCAUGCCUGCAUCCCCAUCCUUAUCGUCGGUAUGCUUCCCAAGGUGCUCUUGCUCUCGCGUCUUCUACCCCCGAACCUACGAAAGAAACGCGGCUGGAGGGUUCAAGUACGGCUGUCAAUGACCAUGGAGAAAUGGGCCAACCGUCGAACGUUCCUUCGCAAGUAGACGGAAUGAAGCCUGUAAAGCCAAGUGGGGACAGCGCUGCUCGCAGAAAUCCGUUAGAACCAACUCGUGUGGACAAGUACCUGGCUUCUAUCCGUGCUGCAGGACUGGAACCAACCUUGGACGACAUUGAACGAUGCAAGCCUGCGAGGCGCGCUCGUCCCCAUUCUCCCCAAUACGCUGAUGACUAUCACAAUCUCGUUGAUUCCCUAUGUCGAUCCUUCAGCAAGGACCAACUGCGUCAAUUUACAUUGCUCUAUAAACUGGAUCCCAUUUGGACAAGGUCCAAACGUCGGAAAGUCGAAUAUGCCGAGUCCAUCAUAGAAAAACAGUGGGGUUGGCCAUCGCUCAAGGAAAUUGAAAGGCAGAGGAGAGACAGAACAGAAGUGACAGAAAAAUCUUUCCACGUAAAUCCAAGUCAGCUAUUUUUGAUAUUGGGGCAGGAUGGAGCCGAUCUAUUACAGUUAUCUAUGCAGUAUAAUGUGCACAUUUCACUUACUUCUGAUCCCCUGGCGCUCAGAGUGGAAGGUUUGAGAGGAUCUCUGAAGCAACUGUCUGAGCAUAUCAGUCUGCUGAAAAAGGACAUUGUGGAAGAAGUUGUCGAGUUGCCCGUCAAACGUCCCAUUCGACAUGAUUUACUUCAGCGGAUAUCCCGUUUAGCCAAUGCUUACGUCGAGAACAUUGGAUUUAAAGGAAAAAUUCGAAUUUGUGCCAAAGAACACAGUAGUUUGACCACUGCUAAACGGCUGGCUACCCGCGCUUCCAGUGAAGUAGAUGACUUCAAGUCCCCACCACUGCUAUCCUAUACUCCUCCAGUAGUCAACCGUCAACCGUCUGUUCCUGUCACGGCGUCCCAACAGACAUACUCUGUUUAUCCGUUUUUGUCCCCACGUUCCGUACCCUGGACGAUGAACUCGGGCGGAACAUUCAGAAUCCGUCGCGUGGGUGAAUGGCUCGGCAUCGAUGCCACAGAGGAUGUUCAGAAAACUGGUGGUCUAGCCGGAGGCAAAGGUAGCUUCUUGACCAAGUCUGGUCAGCCCUGCGAACUUGUGGAGGCUCUUAGGCGCAAUGCUUCUGAAGAAAAACAAGGCUACAGUCGGGUGUUUACGGCCUCACUUGGACAUAUGUUAAUCACAGCUCCUACACCAGCUCAGCGAUCAAGUAUUAUUCCUCCAUUGAAAGGCUACUUUGCUCUCCCAAAUAUUCUCAAGUGGCUAGAAAGCGGCACUAAUAAGAUAGAAUUUGUUCCAAGCUUACCGGCUCCAUUGCUGAAAUCUCAGCCCGCCGAACAGAAAAUACUCCAUCGUCUGCUGUACAAAAAGCUUCCCUCACUCGAAGAUCCUGUUAAGGUCGAUAGCCCCCAGUCAAGCGAGCUUGCAUCUCAGGGUGUGAUUAAAUUCGAAAUGGAAAUCAUGCGUCCAACCAACAAGGCAGAUCCCGAAAUGAUGAUGGAAGACUCCGUUGAUACUUCCAUUGACUCUGAGUUGACUGGCAACGCGGAACAAUUUACCAACGAUUACCUCGGGGACGACAGUCAGAAUUUAGAGAAUCAUCCUUCUAGUAUUGUCUCUGAGCUACAAGAAAAUAUCGACGAGUUCUCUGACACAGAUUCGGACUUGCCCGUAGAAGUUCAAUGCAUUCAGGGCGAAGAAACUACUGUGGACCUUUUGAUGCCUGACCGCCCCAUGGACGUACGGUUCUCCGUCUUCAACUGCAGGAAGAUCGCACAGGAACAUCAACCAGAAGAUUUGAGAAAAUACGCCUCUAAUCUGCAUUCGUUCUUAAAUGCCGCGGAACCAGACGUAUCUCAGCCUCGUCCACCCCUAACAGUAUGCCAUGAUGGUGAUGUUUAUCUUCUUCAAUCCAGUCAUAGUAUCCGUCAAGGCUUCGAGUCCCUGCCGACGUCUUUCCAAGCUGACAGGCCUGGUAAUGAAGUUCCUUUAGAAGCCGAACCAGCACCUGUUAUCAGUGAAAGUGUUUUGGACCUGGAGAGUAAUCAAAAAUUGUCCAUAUGUCAGGUCACUUGUGAUAAUCAUACAGACGAGCAAUCCUGGAGCCAGUUCCUGAAGGGCUGCGAUGUGCUCAGUUCAGUUACUUUUCAUUCUCCAAGUGUGGAAACAGAAUCCGACGUAGACUAUCUUGAGCAGUAG